Messenger RNA from Eucalyptus grandis, 2802 nucleotides. Its product is annotated as receptor-like protein EIX2. Bases 1 to 2802 code for a protein of 933 amino acids. NCBI's taxonomy places the organism in Eukaryota, Viridiplantae, Streptophyta, Magnoliopsida, Myrtales, Myrtaceae. Gene Ontology annotation, molecular function: protein binding. The record is from RefSeq and is a predicted model, not a curated record. The transcript is spliced from 4 exons.
AUGAGGUCAAUUGGCAAAGUGGUGAAGAGCAUAAAGACAGGCAAAGGUUCUGGCUUGAAGGGCGGAAGCCGCUCAGACCGGUGUUUGAUAGGUGAGGACUUGACUUUUGUCAGUCUUGUACUGGGUUUUGGGAGACUAAUUGCUCAACCAGAACUACUUGUAGAACGAAAUUCAACAUCCAUUUGCAUAAAGCAAGAAAGAGAGGCUCUGCUUCAACUUAGACAAAGCCUCUUAGACCACUAUGGCUUGCUUUCUUCUUGGAAAGGUGAAGAUUGCUGCAACUGGCAAGGGAUCACUUGUGAUAAUGGCCAUGUCAUUAAGCUCCAACUUGUACGUCAUACUGUAAGAGACACAAAUGGAAGUAUUGUUAGUCCCACGGAGCAAAAGUUCUCCAUGUCUGUGGGUAGCUUUCAUGGAACGGUUCCUCAACAAUUGGGAAACCUCACCGAGUUGCAAGUCCUUCAUCUUCAUGAUGAUGACGGAGAUUUGGUCAUUGAUGAUAUCCAAUGGGUUUCUUAUCUUCGAUCACUAAAUUACCUCGACAUUAGUGGCUUAAAAAUUGCCAGAGCAAGAGACCUAAUGCAGGUACCAUCGCAAAUGUUAUAUCCCGAACAUGACUUCUCUCCAGCAUCUCGAUCUCUCAUGGAACUCUCUCGACUCUUCGAUUCUGUGUGGUUUGACAAGUUCACAAGGCUUGUUGAUGUCAAUCUUGAGGGAAACCAUUUUCUCAGCAUAGAAGGAGGCUUAUUCUUAUUCUUGAAGAACAAAAAGGACCUCAAAUCAUUGCAACUGGGUUAUAACCUAAUUGGAGAUGAUAUUUCAAUGUCCCAAGGGAUUUCGUCAGGGUUCAUAGAGAACAACCUAGAGAGUCUAAUCCUACGUAGUAAUUCUUUUAGAGGUGCUUUGCCAAACUGGUUGGUGCACUUUACACUCUUGAGAAUUUUGUGGCUUGGCUACAACAACUUCUCGGGUCCAAUUCCAGAAAUCAUUGGAGCAUUGCCAAAAUUGGUAAUGGUAGAUCUUUCCUACAAUCAAUUGAACGGGACCAUUCCAUCAUCGUUGGGCCAACUACGGGCUUUACAAGACUUGCGUCUUUACCACAAUCAUUUGAGCGGCACCAUACCCGAUAGUCUUGGAGAACUUUCCCGACUUUCGGUUCUUUAUCUUUUUAGCAAUUCUCUGGGAGGAGCGAUUUCGGAAACCCACUUUUCUAAUAUGUCCAAGCUGAAGUAUUUAGAUAUCAGUAACAAUGACAACUUGACUUUUAAGGCAGAACAUAGCUGGAUACCCCCUUUUCAACUUAAAUUCGUUCAGAUGGAUUCAUGUAUAUUCGGAAGCACAUUUCCCCAAUGGAUGCAGACACAAGUGGAAGUUAGCGAUGCAUAUCUCUCAAAUGCCUCAAUUUUUGGGGCUUUGCCUAAAUGGUUAGGCAACAUGACAUUCAGCCAAUUCAAUCUCUCGUUCAAUCAGAUUACUGGACCGUUGCCCAACAUAUCUUCUGACUGUGCCAUUUUAGAUCUCUCCCAAAACUCGAUCUCUGGACCUCUUCCAGCCCAUAUCGGUGAGAUGUAUCUAGAUACUUUGUAUCUCAAUGAUAACCAUUUCAAUGGCACGAUACCAUCAUCCUUAUGUGACAUGUCGGAGUUGUCUGAUUUGAAUCUUGGUGGUAAUGAGCUAUCCGGGAGUAUUCCUAACUGUUGGAAGGGUUCUAAAUUAUCUCACUUGACUUUGUCGUUCAAUAAGCUAUCUGGAGUUAUCCCGAGCUCAAUUGGAUCCUUAUAUCAACUUUCAACCUUGCACUUGAAUGGAAACCGUCUCAAUGGGAAGCUUCCUCCGGCUUUGGGUAAUUGCACAAGCCUGGUAAUUUUAGAUCUUGGAGAGAAUAACUUCUUUGGAAGCAUCCCGACAUGGUUCAGUGAAAGCUUUUUGCUCUUGAUGAUCCUAAGGCUACGAGAGAAUAGUUUUACUGGCAGCAUCCCUCCGCAACUUUGCUCACUCUCAGGAUUGCAAAUUCUGGAUAUGGCAGUGAACAAUUUUAAUGGGACCAUCCCACGUUGUCUUGGCUAUAUCAGUGGCAUGAGAAACUUCAAUCAAGACAAUCUAUCUCAUCUAGAUUGGCAUCGAGAGCAUGUGGUUGAGAUCAUGAAGGGAAGAUAUAAUGAAUACACCAAAACUACUCUGCAACUUGUGGUCAAUUUGGAUCUCUCGAGCAACAACUUGAUCGGGCCGAUCCCCGAAGAACUUACUUUCCUCGUGGGAUUGCAUGGUUUGAACUUGUCGCACAACCUUCUCUUUGGAGACAUUCCCAUUGGCAUUGGAGACAUUAAGUCACUCGAGUCUCUUGAUCUUUCCAACAAUCACCUCUCAGGAACAAUUCCAGAGAGUAUUUCAGCGCUAACAUCUCUAAGCCACCUCAACCUUUCGCACAACAACUUCAUGGGGCAGAUUCCAAAAGGCAAUCAAAUCCAAACCCUUGACGAUCCUUCCAUCUAUGCUGACAAUCCUCUACUCUGUGGGGAUCUUCUAAUAAGAAAAUGCCCUAGUCCUGAGCCGCCUCAAGCACCGAAUAUCUCUCACCCUGAAGAUACACGUGAAGAGGCUAAGUCUAAGCUGUUGUUCUAUUUGGUUGUAAUGCUUGGGUUUGCAAUUGGGUUUUGGGGCUUUUUCGGAGUUUUGCAUUUCAAGAAGGACCGGAGACAUGCAUAUUUCAGCUUUGUGGAUCAAGCAAUAGACAAGGCAUAUGUGGUUAUAAUGGUGAAGGUAGCUAAAUUGAAGAGACUGAGACAGCCCAGCAGCACUUAA